Phascolarctos cinereus (koala) is the source of this 13255-nucleotide messenger RNA. RefSeq names its product epiplakin 1 (gene EPPK1). Gene Ontology annotation, molecular function: structural molecule activity; keratin filament binding. Gene Ontology annotation, biological process: intermediate filament bundle assembly; wound healing. Gene Ontology annotation, cellular component: cytoskeleton; keratin filament; membrane. NCBI's taxonomy places the organism in Eukaryota, Metazoa, Chordata, Mammalia, Diprotodontia, Phascolarctidae. The record is from RefSeq and is a predicted model, not a curated record.
AGGGCUGAAAGGUGCUGGGAGGUGCCAGGUUUAAAUGUGAGGAGGUGGGAAGUGAAGCUGGUCGGGACCAGAGAGGCUGGAGGAGCUGACACUCAUCAAGUCCAGAGAAGUCUACAGUUGAGAAAACUAAGGAAAACAGAAGUCAAGUGCCACGUCCAGCUGGAAGUGAGCACUGCUUGAGAGAAGUCUGCAGCACGUGGACAUGGACGUGGGACGUGUCUCGACUGCCACCAGCACUAUGAAUGGAGACUCGGCCAUUUUGGUCAAUGGCACUGGAACACUUCAAGGCCCCAAGGCCUUGAAGACCAUGCCUAAGUCUGUCUCUUCUGAACCCAGGAUGGAAUUUCCUAUGACUUCCCAUAAUGGGGAGACCUAUCCCCAGCAGAGAGGUCCCAUUGCUGGGGUGUACUUGGAGGCCUCAGCCCAGCCCCUGAGCCUCUACGAAGCCACACAGCAGAGCCUUCUCCCAGCCAAGCUGGGACUGGCUCUUCUUGAAGCUCAGGCAGCCACUGGGGGCCUCAUUGACCCCACUCAAGGUCAGCUGCUCCCUGUGGCUGAGGCUGUGAGACAGGGGCUGGUAGGCCUGGAGCUGAAAGAGAAGCUGCUCACAGCUGAGCAAGCCCUCACUGGCUACCCCGACCCCUAUGGUCCAGGGAAGCUGCCCCUCUUCCAGGCUCUCCACAAGGAAGUUGUGGCCAGGAGUUCAGGCCUGAGUUGGCUGGAAGCCCAGCUGGCCACAGGGGGCAUAAUAGACCCUGCUCAGGGAGGUCGUGUCCCACUGGAACUUGCCUACCAGAGGGGCCUCCUGGAUGAGGAGACAGGCCGCAGCUUGUCUGACCCCACAGCUGAUGGAGCCCGGGCCUUCUCUGACCCCAACACUCAGGAGCCACUCACCUACCAAGAGCUUAGGAGCAGGUGUGUGCUGAACCCUGCCACAGGGCUGGCCCUGCUCUCGCUCAAGAUCACCUUCCCGGCCCUGGGAGGGAUGGUGAGCAGCGAACAGCUUCUGGAGGCUGGCAUCCUGUCCAGGGAGGUGUUUGAGGACUUGAGGGAGGGGAGGCUACUUGUGCCUGAGGUGAGGGCCCGGGAAGAAGUGCAGCGUUACUUGGAGGGAAUGGGCAGUGUGGUUGGGGUCCUCUUGCUGUCCACAGGCCAGAAGAGGAGUGUCUACCAGGCCCUGAUGGAGCACCUCCUUCCCCUGGGCACUGCCCUUGCCCUCCUCCAGGCUCAGGCUGCUACCCAUUCCCUCAUGGACCCUGCCAGUGAAAAGAAGAUGGGGCUGGAUGAAGCUGUUAGAGCUGGACUCGUGGGGCCUGAGUUCCGGGAGAAACUCUUGGUAGCAGAGCGGGCAGUGACUGGGUACCCAGAUCCCUUCAGCAGGGGCCUCAUCCCCCUCUUUCAAGCCAUGAGAAAGGGGCUGGUCCAGAAGGAGCUGGCAUUACGGCUUCUAGAGGCCCAGCUGGCCACGGGGGGCAUCGUUGAUCCUGUUAGGAAACACCGGCUGCCACUGGAGACUGCGUUUCAAUGGGAUUGUUUAGAUAAGGAGACAUUUGCCAGUCUCUCCCAACCUACUGGCUUCUUUGACCCCAACACCCAGGAGAACCUCACCUAUGAGCAGCUGUUAGUCCGCUGUGUCACUGAUCCAGAGACUGGCUCCCUCCUCCUGCCCCUCAUGGGGGGAGAUCAUAGAGGGCAUCCAGAAGGACGCCGGUUCAUUGACCAUGCCACCCAGGAGGGCCUGAGGAAGGCUACAGUGGUUGCUACGUCAGGGAAGCUCAAAGGACAAAGGGUGUCUCUCUGGAAGCUGCUCUUCUCAGACGUCAUCCCAGCAGAGCAGAGAGCUGCCCUGGCCCAUCAGUACCAGGAGGGAACACUCUCAACAGAGAUGCUGGCAUCUCAGCUCAGCGCCACCAUCGACCAGGCUGCUGCCGCUUCCCGGGUCACCUUCAAAGGCCUGAGGGAUCGCGUGACACCGAGGGAGCUUCUUAAGUCAGAGAUCAUCAGUCAGGAGCUGUAUGAGAAGCUGGAGCAGGGACAAACAACAGCACAGGACGUGGGGGGCCUUGACUCCGUCAGGAAGUACCUGCAAGGGACGGGAUGCAUCAGUGGCCUGCUCCUGCCCGACUCCCAGGAGAAGAUCAGUAUCUACGAGGCCAGGAGGAAGGGCUACCUGAGACCGGGGACAUCCCUCAUUCUUUUGGAGGCCCAGGCAGCCACAGGUUUUGUUAUUGACCCUAAGGAGAACAAGAGAUACUCUGUGGAGGAUGCCCUCCGGGCCAAUGUCAUCGGACCUGAUGUUUAUGAAAAGCUACUGUCAGCUGAGAGAGCAGUGACGGGUUACGUGGACCCAUAUACAGGAGACAGGCUCUCCUUGUUCCAGGCCAUGAACAAAGAUCUCAUUAUUAGGGACCAUGGCAUCCGCUUGCUGGAGGCCCAGAUUGCCACAGGUGGUAUCAUCGACCCUGUGCACAGCCACCGGCUCCCUGUGGAGGUGGCUUACAAGCGUGGCUACUUUGACCGGACGAUGAACCUGAUCUUAUCUGACCCCUCAGAUGACACCAAAGGCUUCUUUGACCCCAAUACGCAUGAGAAUCUCACCUACCUGCAGCUGUUGGAAAAGUGUGUGACAGAGCCGGCCACUGGUCUUUGCCUCCUGCCACUCAAUAGCCGGAAGCCCCAGCUGGUGAAUGAAGCCACCCGCCAGGCUUUCCGGAACUCGCUUCUGCUGGUGAAGUACGGCAGGUUCAAAGGUCAAAGGGUCUCCGCAUGGGACCUGAUCAACUCUGAGUACUUCAGGGAGGGACAGAGGAGGGAGAUUCUGACCCACUACAGGCUGCAGAAGGUAACCCUGGAGCAGAUUGUGCGGAGAUUAGAGGAAGAGAUGAAAAAGUGGGCAGGCAUCACCCUGCCCACUCUCCGGGGUUGUGUCACUGCUUACCAGCUCCUGGAGUCUCACAUCAUUGACCGUGACCUCCUAGAGAAGGUACUGGAAGGGAGGGUGAGCACUGAGGAGCUCUUGAAGGUGGAGUCAGUCCACAGGUACCUCCUUGGCUUGGGUACCAUUGGGGGAGUCCUCCUGCAGCCUUCUAACCAGAGGCUCAGUCUCUAUGAAGCCAUGAAACAGAAACUGUUGGGACCUGGAGUGGCUCUUCCUCUCCAAGCCCAGGCUGCAACUGGCUCCAUCAUCGACCCUGUGACCCACGAGAAGCUGUCUGUGGACGAUGCUGUGCGAAAGGGAUUGGUGGGGCCAGAGCUCCAUGAGAAGCUACAUUAUGCUGAGGAGGCAGUGACAGGCUUCACCGAUCCCUUCACAGGCAAGAAGGUUUCCCUUUUCCAGGCCAUGAAGAAAGGUCUGGUCCCUUCUCAGCAGGCCGUGCAGCUCCUAGAGGCCCAGGUAGCUACUGGGGGCAUCAUUGACCCCAACAGCCACCACCAUGUCCCCAUGGAAGUGGCCGCCCAGAGGGGUUACAUUGAUGAGGAGAUGGAGAGGACGCUUUCUGGAGCCUCCCCUGCCACCAUCCAAACGUUCUCUACAGUGGAUGGGAGUGAGAGCCUCAGCUAUGCCCAACUCAUGGAGAGUUGUCAACAGGAUGCAGCUUCUGGCUGUCAUCUGCUGCCUCUGCUCCAAACAGCAGCUCCCAUCCCCACAGAUGAACAAAUUCAACAGAUCUUCCAGGGCACACUGGUGACUGAGAAGGAUAUCUCCCUCUGGGACUUGCUCUGCUCUGGGCACUUCACUGAGGAUCACAGGGCAGCCUUCUUGGAAGACUUCCGGCUGGGGAGGAUGACGGUCCAGGAAAUCGUAGCUGCCGCUCUGAAGCAAGUAAGAGAGGCUGAGCUGCAGGCGCAGACCCACAUCAUGCUACCAGGCCUACGGGGGGAUGUCCCUGCUGUCUGGCUGCUGGACACGGGAAUAAUUGACCUGGAGACACUGGAGGGACUGGUUCGAGGGACACAGUCACCAAGCGAGGUUGCCGAGAGACCAGAGGUGAAACGCUACUUACAGGGGACAGGGUGCAUUGCUGGGGUCCAGGUGGAAGGAUCCGAGGCCAAGAUGGGCAUCUACGAGGCCACGAAGAGCAACUUGCUUCCCUCUGGCCUGGGGCUGAGGCUACUGGAGGCCCAGCUGGCUGCAGGCUCACUUGUCGACCCACAGAACAACAAGAAGCUGUCUGUGGAAGAAGCGGUCAAGACUGGGGUGAUUGGGGGAGAGCUGAGUGAGCGGCUUACUCAAGUAGAGCGAGCAGCAACUGGCUAUAGCGAUCCCUACACAGGCAGCACCAUCUCUGUUUGGCAGGCCAUGGGCAAGGGGCUCAUUGACCAGAGCGAGGGCUUGCUCCUUCUGCAAGUGCAACUGGCUACAGGGGGCAUUGUAGACCCUCUCCACCACCUGCACCUACCCCUGCCAACUGCCUGUAGGCUUGGCUUCUUAGAUGAGGAGACAGGUCAGGCUCUAGCCAAGACCACCGGAGAUAAGAAAUUUUUCUUUGACCCUAACACCCGUGAUAAGGUGACAUAUCAAGAGUUAAAGGACAGGUGCAUCUUGGACUCUGAGACGAGCCUAUGGCUGCUACCUCUUUCCCAGAGGGUGGCAUUGGAUGUAGAUGACCACACCAUCAUGGCUCUGAAAGCCAUGACAGUCCCUGUCAAGGUGGGGAGGUUCAAAGGCCAAAGUGUGUCACUAUGGGACCUACUCCACUCCGAGUAUGUCAGUGCUGACAAGCAGAAGGAGUUGGUAGACCUGGGUCUCGGAAGAGCUGCAGCUCUACACCAGGUGGUCACAGAUGUCACUGUCCUCAUUGAGAAGACAGAGCAGAAGGCCAAGCAGAUCACGUUCCCCGGCCUCAGGAAGCAGGUGUCAGCCAAUGACCUGUUCAGAUCCCAGCUGAUCGAUAAGAAAACACUGGAUGAUCUGAACCAGGGGAAAAAAACAGUGCAUGAAGUGACUGAGAUGGAGGGUGUGAAGCAGUUUUUGAAGGGGAGCAACUUCAUAGCUGGAGUCCUCAUCCAGGGCACAAAGGAGAGGCUGAGCAUCUAUGAUGCCACGAGGCACAUACUGAGGCCUGGCACAGCCCUGGUGUUGCUAGAGGCCCAGGCUGCCACUGGUUUCAUCAUCGACCCUGUCCAGAACAAGAAGAUGUCUGUAGAGCAAGCAUUAUCAGCUGGGCUAAUCGGAAGGGAAGUAUAUGAGAAACUUCUGAGUGCUGAGAAGGCAGUGACUGGGUAUGUGGAGCCCUACACCAAUAAACAAAUUUCCCUCUUUGAAGCUAUGAAUAAGGGACUCAUCUUAAAGUCCCACGCCAUCCGCCUUUUAGAGGCCCAGAUUGCUACAGGUGGUAUCAUCGACCCCGUGCACAGCCACCGCGUGCCCGUGGAUGUGGCCUACCAGCGUGGCUACUUUGAUGAGGAGAUGAACCAGAUCCUGUCUGACCCCUCGGAUGACACCAAGGGCUUCUUUGACCCCAACACCCAUGAGAACCUCACCUACCUGCAGUUAUUGGAGAGGUGUAUUCAAGAGUCAGAAACUGGGCUCUAUAUGUUGCAGAUAGUACAGAAAGGAGAGAGGUACAUUUAUAUAGAUGAGGCCACAGAACAGCUGCUGCGAUCCAGAACCACCAAAGUGCCCACUGGAAAGUUUGUCAACCAGACUGUUUCCAUCUGGGACUUGCUUUCAUCACAGUAUUUCACGCAGCAGAAAAAGAGAGAUCUACUCAGACAGUUCAAAUCAAAGACUCUGCAUCUGGAGCAACUCUUGGAAAUUAUCAUGAAUACAAUUGAGGAAAGUGAAACACAGAACCAAGCAAUUAAGGUGAAAGGAAUCCGUGGGGAUGUGACAGCAGCUGAGCUGUUCAACUCUGGGAUCAUUGAUGGGAAAAUCCUUGCUGGACUUCCAAAGGGAAAAAAAGCAGCAGAAAAACUUAGCCAAGUAGAAAUAGUGAAAAGAUACAUGGAAGGGACAGGCUGCAUUGCUGGGGUGCUGAUGCCAUCGACAAAGGAGAAAAUAAGUAUCUAUGAGGCUAUGAAGAGAGAAGUGAUGCCCAGGCCAAUUGGGAUUCAGCUUCUACAGGCUCAGGCUGCCACGGGCUUCAUCAUCAACCCUCUACAGAACCAGAGACUGUCUGUGAAGGAAGCUGUGGUUGCAGGCCUACUAGGUGAGGAGGUACAGGAAGACCUCCAGGAUGCAGAGAAGGCGGUCACUGGCUAUCAUGACCCAGACACAGGGGAACGGAUCUCCCUUUACAAGGCCAUGAAGAAAGCUAUAGUAGAAAAAGAGGCAGCUAUGAGGAUGCUGGAAGCACAAGUGGGCACAGGGGGAGUAAUUGACCCAAAACACGGCUACCGUCUCCCCACAGACGUGGCCUAUGAGCGUGGGUGCUUGGACCCUGAAACAUACACCUUACUGUCAAACAGGAAGCAUGGAAGCAAAAGGUUCCAGGAUCCUAAUACACAUGAAAAGGUGAAUUAUGCAGAACUCCAUUCAAGGUGCAUAAAGGACCAAAGAACAGGACUGGCUCUGCUUCCCAUAGUAAAGGAUGAAAAGAAUUACAAGCACAUUGAAGAAGUCACCGAGAAGGCACUGAAGGCAGAAAUGGUAAUAGUGGAAAAGGGGAAGUAUAAGGGCAGAAAGAUGUCAGUGUGGGACCUGCUUUGCUCAGAAUAUGUCACAGAAGAAAAGAAACAAGAAUUAGUGAACAGGUACAGGCAGGAAACAUCAAAGGCAUUAGAAAAUAUUGUGAAAAUAAUAUGGGAAUUAAUUGAAGAAAAAGAAAAAAACAGAAAGGAGGUAUGGUUCAAAGGACUGAGAAAACAAGUAACAGCUUCUGAACUUUUCAAAGCAGAUAUCAUUAAUAAACAUAUGUUGGAAGAAUUGGAGAAAGGACAAAAAAGAGUAACAGACAUCGCUGGAAAAGAAAGAGUGAAAAAGUACCUGGAGGGGACCAGCUGCAUCGCGGGCGUCCUGGUGCCCUCCAAGGCGGACCCGGCCAAGCAGGAGAAGAUGAGCAUCUACCAGGCCAUGUGGAAGGGCAUCCUGAGGCCCGGCACGGCGCUGGUGCUGCUGGAGGCCCAGGCCGCCACGGGCUUCGUCAUCGACCCGCUGCGCAACCAGAAGCUGUCCGUGGACGAGGCCGUGGCCGCAGGCGUGGUGGGCGGGGAGAUCCAGGAGAAGCUGCUGUCCGCGGAGAAGGCCGUCACCGGCUACACGGACCCCUACACAGGAGAGCAGAUCUCCCUCUUCCAGGCCAUGAAGAGGGACCUCAUCGUCAAGGAGCACGGCGUGAGGCUGCUGGAGGCCCAGAUCGCCACGGGCGGGGUCAUCGACCCCGUGCACAGCCACCGCGUGCCGGUGGAGGUGGCCUACCAGCGCGGCUACUUUGACGAGGAGAUGAACCAGAUCCUGUCUGACCCCUCGGACGACACCAAGGGCUUCUUUGACCCCAACACCCACGAGAACCUCACCUACAUGCAGCUGCUGCGCAGGUGCGUCCGCGACCCCGACACCGGCCUCUACAUGUUGCAGCUGGCGGACACGGGCUCCGCCGUGUCCCAGCUGAGCGAGCAGAUGCGCCGCGCCCUGCAGGCCGCCUCGCUCACCGUCCACGGGGGCCUGUUCCGGGGCCAGACCGUGUCUGUGUGGGAGCUCCUGUUCUGCAGGGACGUGCCCGAGAGCAAGAGGCAGGCGCUGCUGAGGAAGUACCGGGCGGGCACCCUGUCCAUGGAGGAGCUCACCAGCACCCUCACCAGCCUGGUGAUGGAGGCCGGGGACCAGCGUGACGCCCGCACGCUCAGCUCAGGGCAGCGCACCUCCUCCCGGGAAGGCCUGCGCCCCCGCGGCAGGCUGCAGGCCGCCACCAUGGAGGUGGAGGUCGGCCACUUGAGGGGGCGGAAGGUCCCCGUCUGGGACGUGCUGGUGUCCACCUACGUCACCGAGGUCACCCGGGAGGACCUCCUGACCCAGUACGACUCGGGGGCCCUGCCCCUGCCCGCUCUGAUGCGCAGGCUCACCACCAUCAUCGAAGAGGCGGAAGGGGUGCCGCAGGAGAGAGAAGCCCGUCCAGAUGGGGGCGGGCGGUCUGGGGGAGGCCCCAGCAGCGGCGGCGGCCUGCAGGAAGCCCUGGCGGGCCCAGGCGGGGCGGAUGUGGACGCGGAGGACGCCCGCCGCCGCGAGGAAGCUCUCGGGGCCCUGAGGACCACCGCGAUGGAGGUGAAGGUCGGACAGUUCAAGGGGCAGAAGGUGCCCGUGCGGGACGUGCUCUUCUCCACCUACCUGACCGAGGCCAGGAGGGAGGAGCUCAUGGCGCAGCACGCCUCUGGCGCCCUGACCCUGCAGGCCCUCAUCGCCACCCUCACCACCAUCAUCGAGGAGACGGAGGAGAAGCUGAGCAAGGUGUCUUUCAGGGGCCUGAGGAGGCAGGUGUCGGCCUCUGAGCUGCGCACCUCCAACAUCCUGGGCCCGGACACGCUGCGGGAGCUGGCCCAGGGCACCAAGAGCCUGCAGGAGGUCACGGAGAUGGACUCAGUCAAGAGGUACCUGGAGGGGACCAGCUGCAUCGCGGGCGUCCUGGUGCCCUCCAAGGCGGACCCGGCCAAGCAGGAGAAGAUGAGCAUCUACCAGGCCAUGUGGAAGGGCAUCCUGAGGCCCGGCACGGCGCUGGUGCUGCUGGAGGCCCAGGCCGCCACGGGCUUCGUCAUCGACCCGCUGCGCAACCAGAAGCUGUCCGUGGACGAGGCCGUGGCCGCAGGCGUGGUGGGCGGGGAGAUCCAGGAGAAGCUGCUGUCCGCGGAGAAGGCCGUCACCGGCUACACGGACCCCUACACAGGAGAGCAGAUCUCCCUCUUCCAGGCCAUGAAGAGGGACCUCAUCGUCAAGGAGCACGGCGUGAGGCUGCUGGAGGCCCAGAUCGCCACGGGCGGGGUCAUCGACCCCGUGCACAGCCACCGCGUGCCGGUGGAGGUGGCCUACCAGCGCGGCUACUUUGACGAGGAGAUGAACCAGAUCCUGUCUGACCCCUCGGACGACACCAAGGCUUCUUUACCCAACACCCACGAGAACCUCACCUACAUGCAGCUGCUGCGCAGGUGCGUCCGCGACCCCGACACCGGCCUCUACAUGUUGCAGCUGGCGGACACGGGCUCCGCCGUGUCCCAGCUGAGCGAGCAGAUGCGCCGCGCCCUGCAGGCCGCCUCGCUCAGUCCACGGGGCCUGUUCCGGGGCCAGACCGUGUCUGUGUGGGAGCUCCUGUUCUGCAGGGACGUGCCCGAGAGCAAGAGGCAGGCGCUGCUGAGGAAGUACCGGGCGGGCACCCUGUCCAUGGAGGAGCUCACCAGCACCCUCACCAGCCUGGUGAUGGAGGCCGGGGACCAGCGUGACGCCCGCACGCUCAGCUCAGGGCAGCGCACCUCCUCCCGGGAAGGCCUGCGCCCCCGCGGCAGGCUGCAGGCCGCCACCAUGGAGGUGGAGGUCGGCCACUUGAGGGGGCGGAAGGUCCCCGUCUGGGACGUGCUGGUGUCCACCUACGUCACCGAGGUCACCCGGGAGGACCUCCUGACCCAGUACGACUCGGGGGCCCUGCCCCUGCCCGCUCUGAUGCGCAGGCUCACCACCAUCAUCGAAGAGGCGGAAGGGUGCCGCAGGAGGAGAAGCCCGUCCAGAUGGGGCGGGCGGUCUGGGGGAGGCCCCAGCAGCGGCGGCGGCCUGCAGGAAGCCCUGGCGGGCCCAGGCGGGGCGGAUGUGGACGCGGAGGACGCCCGCCGCCGCGAGGAAGCUCUCGGGGCCCUGAGGACCACCGCGAUGGAGGUGAAGGUCGGACAGUUCAAGGGGCAGAAGGUGCCCGUGCGGGACGUGCUCUUCUCCACCUACCUGACCGAGGCCAGGAGGGAGGAGCUCAUGGCGCAGCACGCCUCUGGCGCCCUGACCCUGCAGGCCCUCAUCGCCACCCUCACCACCAUCAUCGAGGAGACGGAGGAGAAGCUGAGCAAGGUGUCUUUCCGGGGCCUGAGGAGGCAGGUGUCGGCCUCUGAGCUGCGCACCUCCAACAUCCUGGGCCCGGACACGCUGCGGGAGCUGGCCCAGGGCACCAAGAGCCUGCAGGAGGUCACGGAGAUGGACUCAGUCAAGAGGUACCUGGAGGGGACCAGCUGCAUCGCGGGCGUCCUGGUGCCCUCCAAGGCGGACCCGGCCAAGCAGGAGAAGAUGAGCAUCUACCAGGCCAUGUGGAAGGGCAUCCUGAGGCCCGGCACGGCGCUGGUGCUGCUGGAGGCCCAGGCCGCCACGGGCUUCGUCAUCGACCCGCUGCGCAACCAGAAGCUGUCCGUGGACGAGGCCGUGGCCGCAGGCGUGGUGGGCGGGGAGAUCCAGGAGAAGCUGCUGUCCCGCGGAGAAGGCCGUCACCGGCUACACGGACCCUACACAGGAGAGCAGAUCUCCCUCUUCCAGGCCAUGAAGAGGGACCUCAUCGUCAAGGACCACGGGCUGAGGCUGCUGGAGGCCCAGAUCGCCACGGGCGUCAUCGACCCCGUGCACAGCCACCGCGUGCCGGUGGAGGUGGCCUACCAGCGCGGCACUUUGACAGGAGAUGAACAGAUCCUGUCUGACCCCUCGGACGACACAGGCUUCUUUGACCCCAACACCCACGAGAACCUCACCUACAUGCAGCUGCUGCGCAGGUGCGUCCGCGACCCCGACGGCCUCUACAUGUUGCAGCUGGCGGACACGGGCUCCGCCGUUCCAGCUGAGCGAGCAGAUGCGCCGCGCCCUGCAGGCCGCCUCGCUCACCCACGGGGGCCUGUUCCGGGCCAGACCGUGUCUGUGUGGGAGCUCCUGUUCUGCAGGGACGUGCCCGAGAGCAAGAGGCAGGCGCUGCUGAGGAAGUGGGCGGGCACCCUGUCCAUGGAGGAGCUCACCAGCACCCUCACCAGCCUGUGAUGGAGGCCGGGGACCAGCGUGACGCCCGCACGCUCAGCUCAGCAGCGCACCUCCUCCCGGGAAGGCCUGCGCCCCCGCGGCAGGCUGCAGGCCGCCACCAUGGAGGUGGAGGUCGGCCACUUGAGGGGCGGAAGCCCCGUCUGGGACGUGCUGGUGUCCACCUACGUCACCGAGGUCAACCCGGAGGACCUCCUGACCCAGUACGACUCGGCCCUGCCCCUGCCCGCUCUGAUGCGCAGGCUCAACAUCAUCGAAGAGGCGGAAGGGGUGCCGCAGGAGAGAGAAGCCCGUCCGAUGGGGGCGGGCGGUCUGGGGGAGGCCCCAGCAGCGGCGGCGGCCUGCAGGAAGCCCUGGCGGGCCCAGGCGGGGCGGAUGUGGACGCGGAGGACGCCCGCGCGCGAGGAAGCUCUCGGGGCCCUGAGGACCACCGCGAUGGAGGUGAAGGUCGGACAGUUCAAGGGGCAAGUGCCCGUGCGGGACGUGCUCUUCUCCACCUACCUGACCGAGGCCAGGAGGGAGGAGCUCAUGGCGCAGCACGCCUCUGGCGCCCUGACCCCAGGCCUCAUCGCCACCCUCACCACCAUCAUCGAGGAGACGGAGGAGAAGCUGAGCAAGGUGUCUUCGGGCCUGAGGAGGCAGGUGUCGGCCUCUGAGCUGCGCACCUCCAACAUCCUGGGCCCGGACACGCUGCGGGAGCUGGCAGGCACCAAGAGCCUGCAGGAGGUCACGGAGAUGGACUCAGUCAAGAGGUACCUGGAGGGGACCAGCUGCAUCGCGGGCGUCCUGGUGCCCUCCAGCGGACCCGGCCAAGCAGAGAAGAUGAGCAUCUACCAGGCCAUGUGGAAGGGCAUCCUGAGGCCCGGCACGGCGCUGGUGCUGCUGGAGGCCCAGGCCGCCACGGGCUUCGUCAUCGACCCGCUGCGCAACCAGAAGCUGUCCGUGGACGAGGCCGUGGCCGCAGGCGUGGUGGGCGGGGAGAUCCAGGAGAAGCUGCUGUCCGCGGAGAAGGCCGUCACCGGCUACACGGACCCCUACACAGGAGAGCAGAUCUCCUCUUCCAGGCAUGAAGAGGGACCUCAUCGUCAAGGACACGGCGUGAGGCUGCUGGAGGCCCAGAUCGCCACGGGCGGGGUCAUCGACCCCGUACACAGCCACCGCGUGCCGGUGGAGGUGGCCUACCAGCGCGGCUACUUUGACGAGGAGAUGAACCAGAUCCUGUCUGACCCCUCGGACGACACCAAGGGCUUCUUUGACCCCAACACCCACGAGAACCUCACCUACAUGCAGCUCCUUCAGAGGUGUACCCUGGAUCCUGAUAGUGGCCUUUUUUUUCUUUCACUUAAAUAAUAUUCACUGUUUCUUAUUUUAUUGAUUUCACUUUUCAUCCUUUAAUGCCAAAAUUGUCCCCAUUUUUGUGUUUUUCUGUCUUUUUUCAUUUUCAUUUUUUUUUUCUAUUUGUACCUCAAUUUGUAUGAAGUAUUUCAUCUUCUCUACACCAGUUAUUUUUUUUUCUUGAUUAAUAUACUGAAAGACCUGCCAUGUCCCAUUUUGUAUUUUGCUUCCUCUUCACUUUCAUUUUUAUUUAAAGAACUUUUACAUGAUGCUUUGUUUUAUCAUCACACCAUGGUCCGUAUUUCUAAAAUUGCAUUCAUUUAUAUGCUUUGGUUUGAUGCUCCCCUUUAUACAUAUCUUUCCCUUUUUCCAAAACGGAGAGAAUGAGUAGGUGCUAAUCGUUUUCUUCCGUUUUCAGCUCUUUUCAUUUUAAUGUUGUCUGUUCCAUGUUUUGUUACGGCCCAGAAUUAAACAAUUAUUCCUUUUUUAUUUCCUAAGCCUGCUAUCAUGCAAAUGUCACAUUUUGUUUGCUUUUCUUACACCUGCCAAAAAAAUCCAGUUCUCUCUGCUGUUAGGAGAAGAAUAGUAUAAGGAGAUAGAAGUCAUGAUUCCAUUUUUGUUUCACUUCCCUUUUUUAGCUAUUAAAAUUUGAAUUUUUCCCUACCAAGUGUGAUGAUUUUCAUCAUUUAGUUCUUACAGAUGAUGUCCGAUUCCUUUGAAAAUAUUUAGGAAUAUCAAUAGGGUGUGCCUUCAUUAUAAAAUUUGGUGAACUUUGUUCCUGUCUGUUCUUGUUGGAUACAGUAAUGAAUCUUAGGAGUGGCAUAUUUCAGUUGAAUUGAUAUGUUUUCCAAAGAAUAUUGGGCUGUUACACCUCAUGGGAAAUAAUAAUGGCUUUGAAUAUAAUUGUAUGUCAAUUUCUAUGGAAUCAGAGAUGGAAUCCUAGACUUUUCUCUAAGGGCUUGGAAUGAAAAAGUCAGAAACAAUAGUGACAAUAAUGUA